Messenger RNA from Vicia villosa (hairy vetch), 3319 nucleotides. RefSeq names its product pentatricopeptide repeat-containing protein At1g28690, mitochondrial-like. Gene Ontology annotation, molecular function: protein binding; RNA binding. The record is from RefSeq and is a predicted model, not a curated record. Lineage: Eukaryota; Viridiplantae; Streptophyta; Magnoliopsida; Fabales; Fabaceae. Gene Ontology annotation, biological process: RNA modification. The coding region runs from base 124 to 1701 and encodes 525 amino acids. The transcript has 2 exons.
ACUCUACAAAUAAACAGCACUGAACCAAACAAGUCAGACAAGAUCGCGUAUCCUCGUACCAUUUAUUUCCGAACAACCUAUCAAUGUCCCUGUUUGCUCGGUGGCAAUGUCAUUGAGAAAAAAAUGAACAAUGUCGUAUACAAACUUUUCCAAUCAUGUCGUAGAUUCCAUACUUCUCAACCAUUUCCUCAAAACCAUGAUUCCAUUCCUCCCUCUACCCUUCUAUCCAAUACUCUCCAGCAUUACAUCAAUUCCCAAACCCCUUCCCACGGCCAAAAGAUCCACUCCCACAUUCUCAAAACCGGGUUCAUUCCUAACACAAACAUUUCCAUCAAACUCCUUAUACUAUACCUUAAAUCCAAUUCUUUAAGAUACGCACGCAAGGUGUUUGAUGAUUUGCAUGACAGAACUUUAUCCGCUUAUAAUUACAUGAUUGGUGGCUAUCUCAAAAAAGGACAAGUUCAUGACUCACUUGAGUUGUUUCAUAGGCUUUUACUGUCCGGAGAAAAGCCUGACGGGUUUACGCUUUCAAUGAUUUUAAAAGUGUCUACGUCUACCUCGGGGGUUGUUGAUGUUGAUUUUGCGAUGGUUGGUGAUCUUGGAAGAAUGGUACAUACGCAGAUUCUUAAAUGUGAUGUUGAGAAAGAUGAUGUUCUUUGUACAGCGUUGAUUGAUUCGUAUGUUAAGAAUGGGAGGGUUGGUUAUGGAAGGAUUGUGUUUGAUGUGAUGUCGGAGAAGAAUGUGAUAUCUUCAACGUCGCUGAUCUCUGGUUACAUGAAUAAAGGUUGUUUCAGCGAUGCGGAACUUAUAUUUGAGAAAACAUUGGAUAAAGAUGUUGUGGUGUUUAAUGCUAUGAUUGAAGGAUACAGUAAAACAUGUGAGUGUGCUAUGAGAUCGCUUGAGGUUUACAUUGACAUGCAACGCUUUAACUUUAGGCCGAAUCUUUCUACGUUUGCUAGUGUGAUUGGUGCUUGUUCUGUGCUUGCAGCAUUUGAAAUUGGGCAACAAGUUCAAACUCAGCUUAUGAAGACGCCUUUUUUUGAAGACGUAAAAUUAGGAAGUGCUCUUAUAGAUAUGUAUUCGAAGUGUGGUAGAGUUGAAGACGCUCGAAGAGUUUUUGAUCAUAUGCUUGAGAGGAAUGUAUUUUCAUGGACAUCUAUGAUUGAUGGAUACGGGAAGAACGGGUUUCCAGAUGAAGCACUUGAUCUAUUUAGUAAGAUGCAGAUAGAAUACUGCGUUGCGCCCAAUUUUGUCACGUUCCUCAGUGCUCUCUCAGCUUGUGCACAUGCCGGACUUGUGGACAAAGGUUGGGAGAUUUUUCAGAGUAUGGAGAAUGAAUAUAGACUGAAGCCAGGGAUGGAGCAUUAUGCUUGCAUGGUUGAUCUGUUAGGGCGAGCAGGGAAGCUGAAUCAGGCUUGGGAGUUUAUCACGAGGAUGCCUGAGAGACCCAAUUCGGACGUGUGGGCUGCUUUACUUAGUUCGUGCCGACUCCAUGAAAAUAUAGAAAUGGCAAAGUUAGCGGCAAAUGAGCUUUUCAAGCUGAAUGCUAGUGGAAGACCGGGAGCUUAUGUUGCACUAUCUAAUACUUUGGCUGAUGCUGGGAAAUGGGAGAGUGUAAGUGAGCUUAGAGAAGUGAUGAAGCAGAGAGGAAUAGCCAAGGAUACUGCCUCCAGUUGGGUUGGAGCUAAUAGUGCUUGUUAGAUUUUAUGAUGAGUUCGAAAAUGCACAGCAUCAUUUUUGUUUUGUCAAAUUAGAUAAUCCCUUUCGAACUGAUUAGAAUACGAGGAGACUAAAAGUUUAAACUUGUUCAUCAUAUUCCUCAGGCAGACAUGCGUCAAGUAGUUGUCUUUGUUUUUUUAUCCAAUGACUAAGAGAUAUAAAUAACUAAAUCCAUGACUAAUUGCACUUAAAUACUCAACAAGAAGGGUGUGGAUUCGACUAUAUAGUUUCCAGACUUUAUGAAUAGUAUGACUUUAUUUAGUCUUUUGAAGAAAUAAGAUUAGUUUCACUUUAUAGUUUCCAAUACCUCUCUUGUGUUGUAUUUUUUUCAAGACUUUGUUGUGAUCAGAACAAAUCUUGUUCUAACAUAACAUGUGUAAUUCUAUUUGGGCCGGCUUCAUGGUCAUGAGUUCCUUGAAAGUGUGAACAUGGAAAAGUCAUAUUUGUCAAAUUUUAAAAUGGAACUCAUGACCAUGAAGUCUGGAAACUAUUACUCCUCUCAUUGAUUCAGUUUCUCACCGAGAAAGCCAUUAUUUCUUUUGCAUUUGUUUAUGUAACUUCUUCCUAUAGCUUUUGCAAGAUUACUCAUCCUCUGAAUGAUUUAUAUUCUUUUAUGUUUGUCAAUGUAACUUCUUUCUCUCUUUUUUGCAGAAGUAAUCCUCUUCUCAGUGUUAAUGCAUUCUUAUAUAACAUGUUAUAUAGCACAACUUUGGAGUACAGUGGUUUGAAGGAUUUAAUGGGGGUGGUUUCAAAUGAAAAGUAUUAAUGACAACCAGUUAACAAGGAUUGUGAACAAUGAUUAAUGAUUGAAAUUAGAAAUUUAGUUGGCAAGUAAGGUAAAUAAUGAAGGAUUAAAAUUGUUUUUAUUAAUACUUUGGUGUGUUAAUGUUUUUAUUUUUAUUGUUCAUUCUCUUUUAUCAGUUUAUUUUAAUUGUUCAUUCACUUUAGAAAAAAUGGUGUGUUAUUGUUUUCACUGGUGUGUUACUUACAGUUUACAAUGUUGUUGCGGGCAUGUGUGGUGUCUGUUUAAAUUGAAUUAGAAUCGUGGUGUCUGCCUAAAUUGAAUUUAAGUUGUUUUCUAAUAUUUUGUAAUUUAUUCUGUUAUGGAAAUGUGAAGUAGCUUUUUUGAUUCAAUGAUAUGUGAAAAUAUUUACUUGCUCAUAUCUCAUUCUUCUUCCAUUUUUAAUGGAGUUCAUUCAUUCACCGUACAAUUAUAUUAUAAAACUUAUUUAACAAUUAAUUGUCUUUUUUAUUGUCCUUUAUGAGAAAUUAAAUAAUUUGGUCAAAGAAUUUAAUGCAAUAUAAAGGUUUGAUUAUUUGGUUUAAAAGCAACCAACCAAUUUUUAGUAAUUUUAAUUACGAAAAAAUAAUAGUUACCAUAUAUUAAGAUAGAUGUGGGGGUUUUCACAUAUCUUUUAAGUUAUCAUCUCUUUUGUAUGCUUGAUUGUAGGUUCUCUCAAUUUAAUUAUUACUCAGUUUAGUUACUAAAAAAUUGUUUCAGUUAAGUAAAGAAACAGGGAAAAAGCUCUAUCAUUUAAAUAUGUUAAAUUAAAUUUAUAGGGGUGGUAAUGUAAAUGACAAAAUUAUGUACAAUUUUUUA